Molecule: messenger RNA, 990 nt
Organism: Rubroshorea leprosula
Lineage: Eukaryota; Viridiplantae; Streptophyta; Magnoliopsida; Malvales; Dipterocarpaceae
Source: the annotation of a GenBank genome assembly
GAACUAGUCGUACAGGCGCCCAAGACAUUCAGACAGAUCCCCGAUCCACAGAGUUUCAAUUUCCUCUGCCCUUUUUGCGAUCUCGUCCAAAACCUCGGAAUUUCAGACGGAGAUAGUUCGGGAUAGACGAUGAGGAAUACUAACGUGAGCCGGGCGGCGAUACUCCGGCCGUUGUCUCUGUUGUUAUUGUGGGUUUGGAGCUCUGUUCCGGUGGGUGAGGCAAUCUGGUUAAGUCUUCCCCAGUCCGACACCAAGUGCGUCUCCGAGGAAAUCCAGAACAACGUUGUUGUCUUGGCCGACUAUGUCGUCAUCUCCGAGCAUCAUGAUCACCUCCCCACCGUCUCCGUUAAGGUCACAUCCCCUUAUGGGAAUAAUCUUCAUCACCAGGAGAAUGUGACACAUGGUCAAUUUGCAUUCACAACUCAGGAAGCUGGAAACUACGUGGCAUGUUUCUGGUUGGAUAGCCAAUCUGAGAUGAGUAAAGAUGUUAGUAUUAACAUUGACUGGAAAACUGGAAUUGCAGCUAAAGAUUGGGAAUCUGUUGCCAGAAAAGAGAAAAUUGAGGGUGUUGAGCUUGAGCUGAGGAAACUCGAAGGGGCAGUUGAAGCUAUUCAUGAGAAUCUUCUCUAUCUAAAAAACAGAGAGGCAGAAAUGAGGAUUGUGAGCGAGGGAACAAAUGCCAAAGUAGCAUGGUGUAGUAUCAUGUCUUUGGCCAUCUGCAUUGGGGUUUCAGCUCUGCAAGUAUUGCACUUGAAGCGAUUCUUCCAAAAGAAGAAGCUUAUUUAGAUGUUGUCAAUUAAUGAUGUCUCUAGCUAGAAGAGGAAAUUCAAGAACUUUUUCUUCAUUCUCUUUAUUUAUCCUUUUCACAUUUACCAUCUUACAGAGAACAUUUUCCAGUCAUAUCAUUGUAUUUGAAUUUGAACACACAAAUUGCAACUUUAUAUGCCUAUUUAACUCGGUCAAAAAAUGGAAUACAUAACCCAGGGAAGU